AUGGUGAAUCCUAUGAUCGAAAAAGCCACAAAUGAGGCACGUGUUGGUCCCGAUUGGGCUAUGAACAUCAGCAUUUGUGAUUUAUGCAAUCAACACCCUGGGCAAGCGAAGGAUGUCGUUCUAGCAAUAAAGAAGCGUAUUAGAAGCAAGAACGUUACAGUUCAACUUCUUGCUCUAACGCUAUUGGAAUCCAUUGUAAUGAACUGCGGAGAUUUAGUCUACAAGAAUAUAGCAAAGAAAGAUUUGCUUUGUGAUAUGGUGAAAAUAGUGAAGAAAAAGCCCGAUUUUCAAGUAAAAGAGAAGAUUUUAGAUCUUAUCGAUACUUGGCAAGAAGCUUUUGGAGGGGUAAGGGCAAAGUAUCCACAGUACUAUGCAGCAUACAGCCAGUUAUUGCAUCUGGGAAUAACAUUUCCAAAGAGAGCCGAGAAACCACCGCCCAUAUUUACACCCCUGCAAACCCAACCACUGAUGCGUAAUCCGGAAAAUGGGAAUGAUGCAGAUGAACCCUCUAAAAAGGCUGAAUUUUCACCAUUGAGAAAGAAUGAUUCAAAUGAAUCCUCUAAAAAGUCUGAGCUUUCAACGUUGAGUGCGAAUGAUGCAUAUGAACCCUCUAAAAAGCCUGAGUUUUCAACAUUGAGCUUGACAGAAUUCCAAAGUCCACGCCGUAUCAUAGGCGAGCUUGCAGAAUUACUGAAUUCAGUAGAUUUACAAAGAAAAGAGGUAAAGUUUUCAGUCAGAUUUGUAGGUGGAUGUCUAUUUUAA
Molecule: messenger RNA, 762 nt
Organism: Erigeron canadensis
Lineage: Eukaryota; Viridiplantae; Streptophyta; Magnoliopsida; Asterales; Asteraceae
Product: TOM1-like protein 9
Exons: 6
Coding region: 1-762 (253 amino acids)
Biological process (GO): protein transport to vacuole involved in ubiquitin-dependent protein catabolic process via the multivesicular body sorting pathway
Molecular function (GO): ubiquitin binding; phosphatidylinositol binding
Source: RefSeq, a predicted model, not a curated record